Molecule: messenger RNA, 2785 nt
Organism: Acanthochromis polyacanthus (spiny chromis)
Lineage: Eukaryota; Metazoa; Chordata; Actinopteri; Pomacentridae
Product: nuclear factor 7, ovary-like
Exons: 1
Coding region: 251-1621 (456 amino acids)
Molecular function (GO): zinc ion binding; protein binding
Source: RefSeq, a predicted model, not a curated record
GACUCUUCUUUUUUUUUUCCUCCUGACACAACAGGAAACAGCAAGACAGUUUGCUGUUAUUCUGCGUCACAGAGAAGAGACACGUACCUGUUUUAACUUUUAACUUCCAGAUUUUCCUUGGAAGCAGGAAGACAACAGCAGCACUGGGAACACUGGGAAUGCUUCUGGUAAUGUACUCUGUCUGCUGCUGUUAGUUCAUACCAGGAGACAGGAAUAACUACAAAAGUGAAAGUAACUCUGCACUGACGCCAUGGCUUCUAGAUCAGUGGAAAAUCUUACCUGUCCUGUCUGCCAGAACAUUUCUAAAGAUCCGUUUAGACUGUCGUGUAACCACAGCUUCUGCAAAGACUGUUUGCGCAGCUACUGGGCAGAGAAAAACGAUCGAGUCUGUCCAGUCUGUAAGAGGAAAUCUUCGAAAGAACUUCCUACUGUUCACUUUUCGUCCGAGAAGAGCCAGCAGAGCAAAGAUCCAAUCUGCAAUCUGCAUUCUGAAAAAUUUAGCUUCUUUUGUGAGGACGACCAGCAGCUUUUAUGCAGCGUCUGCAGAGAUGCAGGAACACACCAGGACCACACGGUCAAAGCGACUGCCGAGGCCGCUCAGGAACACAAGAAAACACUCAAGAUUUCCCUGAAACCGCUGCAAACCAAACUGAGGCUGGUCCAUCAGGUGAAGGGAAGCUGCCACCAAACAGCUGAGCACAUCAAAGUUCAGGCUGAAGACACCGUGAGGAGGAUCAAGGAGGAGUUCAGGAGGCUUCACCAGUUCCUGGAGGAGGAAGAGGAGGACAGGUUGGCUUCACUGAGGGAGGAGGAAGAGCAGAAGAGUCGGAGGAUGGAGCAGCAGAUCGAGGCUUUGAGUAAAGAGAUAUCGGCUCUUUCAGAAACCGUCAGAGCCACAGAGAAGCAGCUGAGAGCUCCAGAUGUUUCCUUCCUGGACAGCUUCAAGGCUGCAGCCGAGAGAGUCCAGCAGCAACAUCUGCCCGACGAUCCUCAACUGCCGUGUGGAGCUCUGAUCGAUGUGGCCAAACAUCUGGGCAACCUGAGCUUCAAUGUGUGGACCCAGAUGAAGGAGAUGGUCUCCUACAGUCCAGUGAUUCUGGAUCCAAACACCGCUCACCCAGACCUCAUCUUGACUGAAGAUCUCACCGGUUUGAGGCAGGCGGAGGAGAAGCAGGAGCUUCCUGACAACCCAGAGAGGAUCGACCACUUCUUCUCCGUUGUCGGCUCUGAGAGCUUUGACUCAGGGUCUCACAGCUGGGAAGUGGAGGUUGGAGAUAACUCAGCCUUCGUUCUGGGCGUUUUGACGGACUCCAAUCAGCGGAAGGGGGUCAUCUGGCCCGCACUGUGGAGGCUGAUGUUCUGCGGAGGUGAAUAUAAAACACUGUCGCCGCUCGACACUGGAUCUGACGUGAAGGUGACGACAAACCCAGAGAAGAUCCGAGUUGAGCUGGACUGGGACGAAGGACGGCUGUCGUUUUUCAACUCGGACACCAACGAACACAUUCACACCUUCAAAACCACUUUCACCGACAAGCUGUUUCCAUACAUCAGCAGCUGGAGUCACGUCCCGAUAAAAAUUGCAGCGCUGAACGUUUCUGUAACAACAGAACCAUGUGGUUAGAGCAGCUACUGCAGAAAUCAGAAAGUUAAUCAGAAAACCUUUGUUGUCUGUGCUUGUGAGUUUUCCCGUUCAUUGUGUAUCGAUUUUGAAUCGUGGUCACUUUAAUUUGUUUUUUUUGAUGAGUUCUUCAAAGUCUCACAGUUAUCAGGGGAAGUCAUAUCUGUCUUAGUGGCCUCCAUGAUUCGUCACUUUUUUUGCACGGUUGCUAAGUUUUUAAGCCUGCUACAAGUAUUUGUUUGUGCCUUAAAAGAUGCUAAAACCACACCUUCAAGCUAAAAGUCACUAUAAGCCUUUAUACAGAGUUAUUUGCUCUAUUGCAGUAUAUGUAGUAUACAGUAUGUGUCUAAUCUCAGAUUUUGUUCAUGUAAACAUGUUUUUCUAAAGCUGUCAGAUGCUGUAAACAUCAAACAGGAAGUGUAAAUGAACUUAGCAUUAAUAUGGAAUUUCUUAAAGUUAAUUUAACUUUUAAGCUUCUAGUUUUUGUUUAUUAUCUUGCUUGUAUCUCUUAUGAAUAAAUACACGGCAUAUUGUAUAUAAAUUUACAUAAACAAGGGUUAAAUAAUCACAUGAAUUCUAAUUCUGAUAGCGAAAUCUGUUUGAAAACAAAAUGAAAUGGCAAAUUAGCCGACUUCCCAGCAUGCAUUUGGAAGUUAAAACUCAAUCAUUUGUUACUGUAGUUUAAAGAACACAUAUAUGAAGGAAAUCUGCUGUGAGUCUUCCAGACACUUAUAAUUUAAUAAAGCAGUUCGUUGCCAAAAAUAUUCUCAGAGAACUUCAGGGAAUGUAUGUUUAAACUGAGCCAGUUUAAACUGAUUUGCAAAAUUGCCUCUGUCGAAUACUGAAUUCUGCAUUUCUAAAAAUUGUAUGUAUUUGUCCAAGCUACAUACUUUUUAGUUACUGUAGUAUCUGCACAUAUUUGAUUGUAUGUUUUAGUGUAUUUUUGUGUUCAGAAUUUUAAACAUGAAGUAAAAAUAUGAAUGUAUUUUGCAAUCAUUAAUCACUUUAGUCUGCAGUUUAGAGUCAUAGUAUCUGCAAGCUUUAUAUUUAUAUUUGGCUUUAUUUCUGUUGAAGGAUGUGUGAUUUGUGACUGUUAGAAUUAGCAGAGAAGGACAUUAUUUAAUUGGUCAAAUGUGCAAAAUGGAAUAAAAGAAAUAUAAAACAACA